AUGUUCGAAGCCUACUCUGCGAACGAGGUCGCCAUGAAGUUACCUCUUGAGGUCACAUCUAUCGCAUGUCAGAGUCGUCGCGGUUUCGAUCUGGAUAACCUAUGUAAGCAAUUUGAGAGGAAAGCAGUUCUGGAUCUCACUGUAUGUGAGGAGGUAGAAGUUCUCCUUUGUGUAUCCGAUGGUCAAAUGGCUGCUCACUGUCUAAAGAGUCGUCACUAUCCCGUCAUUGCAAUACUUCAUAAGGUCAAACCUAUUCAUUGUUUCGCAACAUGGAUGCAUGAGUCAUGGUGUGGCGAAUGUCGUCGAUUAUUUGAGUUCAGUGAUAAUCCGGCUAUACUAGAGAUGACCGACCGUAACCUUCUCGGUUUUGCUCACGGAGAUACUCUGGUGUUGACAAAUUUCCAAGGACAGAAGACACCACUGGCGGAUUUACGGUUUAGUGACGUUCCUUUGGAUCUGGUGUACGACUCUCCAUAUGUAGUGGCGCUGUUACCAAGAGGACAAGUCGAAAUACGGUCGGUGAACCCACCAUAUCUCAUCCAGAGCAUGGUACUGAGCAAAGCGUCGUUACUAAGCUCAGGAAAUCCAGGAUAUGUAUUCGUUGGUAGUCCUUUCGAUGUCUGGUUGUUGGACGCGCAUAGUAAUAUUCGUAAAAAUGUUUCGCUCCUCGUCGCUGAGAAGCAGUUUGAUUUGGCCAUACAAAUUGUGGAGUUGUCGAAUGUGUUCAGUGAUGAGAACAAGACUGAAAUAAAAAGGCAGGCUGCUCUUAAUCUUUUCCACCGGAAGAAGUUUGAGGAAUCAUUUCAGUUACACGCUGAGAUAAAGACCGAUGUUAUCACAAUCAUACAAAUGUUUCCGGAGUUCUUGCCCGAAAAGCUUCAGAAGAAAGCUGCUGCAUUCGAUCUUCCAGCAAAUGACAAGAAAAGGGCGUUGCUUGCGUUGGGAAAUUACCUUUCUGCGGUUCGGUCGGAUUUGUCAAAACAGUUGGAGCUUCACCAUCGUGAGAAAGUCCACAACCAGCCAACAUCAAAUGCAGACCAUUUAAAAAAUCUUCACAUUUCCUUGCAAGUAGUUGACACUGCUCUUCUAAAAUGCUAUUUACAGACAAGACCUUCCCUUGUUGAUUCAUUGCUUCGUUUACAUAAUAACUCUUGCUUCUUCGAGGAUGCCGAAUCUAUUUUAUUGGCAGAAAAUCGGCUACCUUCCCUAUUCAUACUAUACGAAUCAAGGAAGAAGCAUGAAAUGGCCCUCGAGCUUCUUAAGACGCAAGCUCAGGACCACGAGUCAGACCCAUUCUUCCAUGGAUUCAACCAAACUGUCACUUAUCUUCAGACACUGGGGAACACACACUUAGAGCUGAUAUUCAAAUAUGCCCGUUGGGUGCUUGAUAAAGACAUUGAUAGCGGUCUUGAGAUUUUCAUUGGAGAGGAGUCUGACCUGGCACGAAAUCUUGAUCGGCAAGCUGUUUUUGCAUUUCUUCGAUCAAAUUAUGUCGCAGCUGUCAUACCAUAUCUAGAGCAUCUAGUCUACAUAUGGGAGGAAACACGCCCGUUAUUCCACGAUGCACUUGCUGAAUAUUAUAUAAUAAGAGUGAAACUGUUAUUUCAAGACUACGUACACACCUUUCCAGAUGAUGAGAACAUCAUUCGAGUGGGAGACGAGGAUGGUGAGCUAGGAAGGAUGCGACGUCGCUUAAUAAAAUUUCUCCAAUGCUCACUAUACUACAGUCCACAAGCCGUACUCCUUCAACUUAAUAAUUGUGUAUUUUACGAGGAGAGGGCACUUCUGCUCGGCCGACUGAAACACCAUGAGCAGGCCCUAGCAAUCUACACAUCCAUUUUGAAUGACUUUGAAUCAGCAGAAGAAUACUGUCGCAUUUACUAUGACCGAAAUGAUGAAAUCAAUUCCCAGGUGUACCUUUAUCUCUUUCGCGCCUUUGUCAAGCCGUCAGAUCCUGUGAUUGCCGGUAUACUUGAAAAAGAUCUUCCUACACCUGAACCGGAUAUCCUCAGUGCCAUUCGGGUAUUGAAUAGACACGCAGAUAAAAUUGAUACCGGUAAGCUGACCAACUUGAACCUUAAAAAUAUACAAAACAUGCGGGCGUUAAAUACAAACUCUUAUGCUCUUCAAUUGAUACCUACGGAUUCAUUGUUGUCUACAUUGUCCAAAGCACUGCACACUGUUCUACAAACAACUCAGGAUAAUGCGAGCGCAUUUGCUCUCCAGCGGUCCAUUAGUGCGUGUGGUAUUGCAUCCCAUAAGGAGAGACUUCGUCAUGUCUUGAGCCAACGAAUAGUGGUUGGAAAUGCAAGUGAAUGCUGCAAAUGUGGCAAGCGUAUUGGCAACAGCGCUUUUGUUCGGUAUCCUACCGACGGCUGUUUGGCACACUUUGGUUGCCACAAGGAUACAUCGGAAAAAAUUCUGUCAUAG
Messenger RNA from Angiostrongylus costaricensis, 2430 nucleotides. The record is from the annotation of a GenBank genome assembly. Lineage: Eukaryota; Metazoa; Nematoda; Chromadorea; Rhabditida; Metastrongylidae.